AUGACAUAUUACUCGUUGCUUUUGGUUUCAGCAUCAAGCCUGGAAUGCUUUGCAUGUGUAAGCAAAAAGUCCUGGGGCGACUGCACUUCAACCAAGACCCAGUGUUCCUCUGUUGAAGAUCAGUGCAUUAAAGUCCACUUCAUGGCCGGUGGAGUAAAAUCUUUUCAAAAAGGUUGUGCACCCAAGAUAACCUGCGAAAGUGCUGAUAAUCCGAUCUGCAGGGAAGGCACUGGUGGCUCGGCCACGUGUGAUAUUUCCUGCUGUGACACAGAUAACUGUAACGCAGGCUCAAUGAUUGCAGUCAGCAGUCUCCUGCUAUUGGCGUGCGCAGUAGCAUCACUAUUGGUUCUUGUUCAGGCUUGA
Molecule: messenger RNA, 363 nt
Organism: Porites evermanni
Lineage: Eukaryota; Metazoa; Cnidaria; Anthozoa; Scleractinia; Poritidae
Source: the annotation of a GenBank genome assembly